This is a messenger RNA of Lottia gigantea (owl limpet), 2433 nucleotides long. RefSeq lists its product as hypothetical. The transcript has 4 exons. Bases 1 to 2433 code for a protein of 810 amino acids. Lineage: Eukaryota; Metazoa; Mollusca; Gastropoda; Lottiidae. The record is from RefSeq and is a predicted model, not a curated record.
AUGUGGAUGGUAUACCAUACAAGCUUUAUUUAUGUGGAAGGUAUACCAUACAAGCUUUAUUUAUGUGGAAGGUACACCAUACAAGCUUUAUUUAUGUGGAAGGUAUACCAUACAAGCUUUAUUUAUGUGGAAGGUAUACCAUACAAGCUUUAUUUAUGUGGAAGGUAUACCAUACAAGCUUUAUUUAUGUGGAAGGUAUACCAUGCAAGCUUUAUUUAUGUGGAAGGUAUACCAUACAAGCUUUAUUUAUGUGGAAGGUAUACCAUACAAGCUUUAUUUAUGUGGAAGGUAUAUCAUACAAGCUUUAUUUAUGUGGAAGGUACACCAUACAAGCUUUAUUUAUGUGGAAGGUAUACCAUGCAAGCUUUAUUUAUGUGGAAGGUAUACCAUACAAGCUUUAUUUAUGUUGAAGGUAUACCAUACAAGCUUUAUUUAUGUGGAAGGUAUACCAUGCAAGCUUUAUUUAUGUGGAAGGUAUACAAUGCAAGCAUUAUUUAUGUGGAAGGUAUACCAUACAAGCUUUAUUUAUGUGGAAUGUAUACCAUACAGCUCUAUUUAUGUGGAAGGUAUACCAUGCAAGCUUUAUUUAUGUGGAAGGUAUACCAUACAAGCUUUAUAUAUGUGGAAGGUACACCAUACAAGCUUUAUUUAUGUGGAAGGUACACCAUACAAGCUUUAUUUAUGUGGAAGGUAUACCAUACAAGCUUUAUUUAUGUGGAAGGUUUACCAUGCAAGCUUUAUUUAUGUGGAAGGUAUACCAUACAAGCCAUAUUUAUGUGGAAGAUACACCAUACAAGCUUUAUUUAUGUGGAAGGUACACCAUACAAGCUUUAUUUAUGUGGAAGGUACACCAUACAAGCUUUAUUUAUGUGGAAGGUAUACCAUUCAAGCUUUAUGUAUGUGGAAGAUACACCAUGCAAGCUUUAUUUAUGUGGAAGGUAUACCAUACAAGCUUUAUUUAUGUGGAAGGUAUACCAUACAAGCUUUAUUUAUGUGGAAGGUAUACCAUGCAAACUUUAUUUAUGUGAGAGGCAUACCAUACAAGCUUUAUUUAUGUGGAAGGUAUACCAUACAAGCUUUAUUUAUGUGGAAGGUAUACCAUACAAGCUAUAUUUAUGUGGAAGGUAUACGAUACAAGCUUUAUUUAUGUGGAAGGUAUACGAUACAAGCUUUAUUUAUGUGGAAGGUAUACCAUACAAGCUAUAUUUACGUGGAAGGUAUACCAUACAAGCUUUAUUUAUGUGGAAGGCAUGCCAUACAAGCUUUAUUUAUGUGAGAGGCAUACCAUACAAGCUUUAUUUAUGUGGAAGGUAUACCAUACAAGCUUUAUUUAUGUGGAAGGUUUACCAUACAAGCUUUAUUUAUGUGGAAGGUUUACCAUACAAGCUUUAUUUAUGUGGAAGGUAUACCAUACAAGCUUUAUUUAUGUGGAAGGUUUACCAUACAAGCUUUAUUUCUGUGGAAGGUAUAUCAUACAAGCUUUAUUUAUGUGGAAGGUAUAGCAUACAAGCUUUAUUUAUGUGGAAGGUAUACCAUACAAGCUUUAUUUAUGUGGAAGGUAUACCAUACAAGCUUUAUUUAUGUGGAAGGUAUACCAUGCAAGCUUUAUUUAUGUGGAAGGUAUAUCAUACAAGCUUUAUUUAUGUGGAAGGUACACCAUACAAGCUUUAUUUAUGUGGAAGGUAUACCAUGCAAGCUUUAUUUAUGUGGAAGGCAUACCAUACAAGCUUUAUUUAUGUGGAAGGUAUACCAUACAAGCUUUAUUUAUGUGGAAGGUAUACGAUCCAAGCUUUAUUAAUGUGGAAGGUAUACCAUGCAGGGUUUAUUUAUGUGGAAGGUACACAUACAAGCUUUAUUUAUGUGGAAGGUACACCAUGCAAGUUGUAUUUAUGUGGAAGGUAUACCAUACGAGCUUUAUUUGUGUGGAAGGUAUACCAUACAAGCUUUAUUUCUGUGGAAGGUAUACCAUACAAGCUUUAUUUCUGUGGAAGGUAUACCAUACAAGCUUUAUUUAUGAGGAAGAUACACAUACAAGCUUUAUUUAUGUGGAAGGUACAUCGUGCAAGUUUUAUUUAUGUGGAAGGUAUACCAUACAAGCUUUAUUUCUGUGGAAGGUAUACCAUACAAGUUUUAUUAAUGAGGACGGUAUACCAUACAAGCUUUAUUUAUGUGGAAGGUACACAUACAAGCUUUAUUUAUGUGGAAGGUACACCAUACAAGCUUUAUUUCUGUGGAAGGUAUAUCAUACAAGCUAUAUUUAUGUGGAAGGUAUACCAUACAAGCUUUAUUUAUGUGGAAGGUACACAUACAAGCUUUAUCUAUGUGGAAGGUACACCAUACAAGCUUUAUUUAUGUGGAAGGUAUACCAUACAAGCUUUAUUUAUGUGGAAGGUACACAUACAAGCUUUAUCUAUGUGGAAGGGUUAUUUUUGA